CCCGUCAGGCGGCUGGGAGCGGGGGCUUGCCCGGCCCCGCCUCUGCCAGCCGCGGCCCCGCCUCCUCCGGCCCGCGCAGGCUGCGCUGUCUAGCAGGCGCGCGGUUCUGCGCUGCCAGUGGCUCGCUGGGCAGAUCCUUGGGGACGCGAUGCUCCCGCUUUCAGGUCUCCGCUUCGUGUGUGCGCCCUGCACUUAGGAAUCCGUCCCUCACUGCCCCGGUACCCGCAAGCCUCUCGGCACCUGACCUUCGCCCUGGAAGGUUCUGGCCAGGUGCCAGGAGGGGCGCUGUGUCGUGGGCGAUCCCCCCAAAGCAGCGUCCCGUGCUAAAGGUGUAAUCAAUUUCUACUCUUCAGCAUACAGAAGAUUUUAUGAAUACUAUUCACUGCAGAAAGAGCUCUAAAAAUAAUUUUGCAGGUACUGCUUAGGAUGAACAUGAUUUGGAGAAAUUCCAUUUCUUGUCUAAGGCUAGGAAAGGUGCCACACAGAUACCAAAGUGGUUACCACCCAGUGGCCCCUCUGGGAUCAAGGAUUUUAACUGACCCAGCCAAAGUUUUUGAACACAACAUGUGGGAUCACAUGCAGUGGUCUAAGGAAGAAGAAGCAGCAGCCAGAAAAAAAGUAAAGGAAAACUCAGCUGUGCGAGUCGUUCUCGAAGAGCAAGUUAAGUAUGAGAGAGAAGCUAGUAAAUACUGGGACACAUUUUACAAGAUUCAUAAGAAUAAGUUUUUCAAGGAUCGUAAUUGGCUGUUGAGGGAAUUUCCUGAAAUUCUUCCAGUUGAUCAAAAACCUGAAGAGAAGGCAAGAGAAUCAUCAUGGGAUCUUGUAAAUACGAGUGCUACAAAUUGUUUCUCAAGAAUGCACUGUCCUACUAUGCCUGAAGAAAAAAAUCAUUAUGAGAAAAGUUCUGGCUCUUCAGAAGGUCAAAGCAAAACAGAAUCUGAUUUUUCCAACCUAGACCCUGAAAAACACAAAAAAGGACCUAUGAAGACUGGAUUGUUUCCUGGUAGCAAUGCCACUUUCAGGAUACUAGAGGUUGGUUGUGGAGCUGGAAAUAGUGUGUUUCCAAUUUUGAACACUUUGCAGAACUCUCCAGAGUCCUUUCUGUAUUGUUGUGAUUUUGCUUCUGGAGCUGUGGAGCUCAUAAAGUCACACUCGUCCUACAGAGCAGCCCAGUGUUUUGCCUUUGUUCAUGAUGUAUGUGAUGAUGGCUUACCUUACCCUUUUCCAGAUGGAAUCCUGGAUGUCAUUCUCCUUGUCUUUGUGCUCUCUUCUAUUCAUCCUGACAGGAUGCAAGGUGUUGUAAACCGACUGUCCAAGUUACUGAAACCUGGGGGAAUGCUGUUAUUUCGAGACUAUGGAAGAUAUGAUAAGACUCAGCUUCGUUUUAAAAAGGGACGUUGUUUAUCUGAAAAUUUUUAUGUUCGAGGAGAUGGUACCAGAGCAUAUUUCUUUACAAAAGGGGAAGUCCACAGUAUGUUCUGCAAAGCCAGUUUAGAUGAAAAGCAAAAUCUGGUUGAUCGCCGCUUACAAGUUAAUAGGAAAAAACAAGUGAAAAUGCACCGAGUGUGGGUUCAAGGCAAAUUCCAGAAACCAUUGCACCAGACUCAGAAUAGCUCCAAUAUGGUAUCUACAGUCCUUUCUCAAGACUGAACUUUGUAACAUGUUAAGGUACAAAGCCAGAGGACUGCUAUUCAAGGACUACUAUAAGUCUUUCGUUUCUCAAAAGACAAUGAGAAAAAAAGAAAAGAAUUUGUGUUUCCUGCUGUUUUGUCAUAGGUGAGCUCCUUUGUACAUUUUAAGCACAUGUAAGUGGUUUGGCACAGUGUGCCUUUUUCUGUGCUUUGAAAACUUGACAUGCCAAGCUUGUUUGAAUUUAUUACAUCUAACCAUUUUGCUUGUUUCUUGAAUUUUAUAAGCAUUCAAUUAAAUUAGUAUUAUGUUAGGUAAUUUUGAGAAAUCGUAACUUGACAUUUUUUGCAAGUAAAAAAUAUUGUUUAUUUGUUUGGGCUUAGUAAACCAGUUCCCAAACACAGUCUGACUCUUCCCAUUGUCAUCUGAUUGCAGAGAGAAAGCACACCUUGUUUCCAGGGAAAGCUACAACAAGCCCAAAGUCAAAGUGUAUUAUUUUUUGUCUUGUUGUUGUCUAUUUUCUCCCUCUUUUUUUUUUUUUUAAUUCAGGGGCUGACAUCUGAAAUAGAAUUUUAGUUCCUCUUUCCUUUCCUAAAAUUGGGGAAGUGUAGCCCAUGCUAACAUUAUUUUCAGGCUAUUCUUAGAUAUACACAUUGUUAGGCCAGGUGCAGUGGCUCACACCUGUAAUCCCAGCACUUUGGGAGGUUGAGGCAGGCAGAUCGCUUGAGCUCAGGAGUUCAAGACCAGCCUGGACAUGGCGAAACCCUGUCUCUACCAAAAAUACAAAAAUUAGCCAGGCAUGGUGGCACACACCUGUGGUCCCAGCUACUCAGGAGACUGAGGUGGGAGGAUCGCUUGAGCCUGGGAGGCGGAGGUUGCAGUGAGCUGAAAUCGUACCCUACACUCCAAACUGAAUGACAGGGUAAGACCUCAUCUCAAAAUUUAAAAAAAAAAAAGAUAUGUAAGCUGACAAGCUCUUGUAUCAGGGGCUUUUGAACCAGAGCAACUUCAUCUUGAAUAGGGACUGUGUAAAAUGAGGCUGAGACCUACUGAGCUGCAGUCCCAGGAGGUUAAGGCAUUCUUAGUCACAGGAUGAGAUAGGAAGUCAGUACAAGAUACAGGUCUUGCAGACCUUGCUGAUAAAACAGGUUGCAGUGAAGAAGCCAGCCAAAUGCCACCAAAACCAAGAUGGCAAUGAGAGUGUCCUCUGGCUAUCCUCACUGCUACACUCCCACCAGUGCCAUGACAGUUUACAAAUGUCAUGGCAACAUCAGGAAGUUACCUAUAUGGUCUACAAAGGGGAGGCCUGAAUAAUCCAUCCCUUGUUUAGCAUAUAAUCAAGAAAUAACCAUAAAAAUGGGCAACCAGUAGCCCUUGGGGCUGCUCUGCCUAUGGAGUAGCCAUGCUUUGCUUUUUUUUUUUUUUUUUUUUUUUUUUUUUGAGAUGGAGUCUCGCUCUGGCACCCAGGCUGGAGUGCCGUGGCGUGAUCGCAGCUCACUGCCAGCUCUGCCUCCCGGGUUCACGCCAUUCUUCUGCCUCAGCCUCCUGAGUAGCUGGGACUACAGGCGCCCACCACCAUGCCUGGCUAAUUUUUUUGUUUGUUUUUGUAUUUUUAGUAGAGAUGGGGUUUCACCAUGUUAGCCAGGAUGGUCUCAAUCUCCUGACCUCAUGAUCCGCCUGCCUCGGCCUCCCAAAGUGCUGGGAUUACAGAUAGGAGCCACCAUACCCGGCCUAUUCUUUACUUUCUUGAUAAACUUGUUUUCACUUUACUAUAUGGACUCAAUUCUUUCUUGCACAAGAUCCAAGAAUCCUCUCUUGGCGGCUGAAUCCAGACCCUUUCUGGUAUCAGUGGUAAGCUCUGUUUAAGACAACUGUCAUACCCAAGAAAAUUCUUAAAUUGUGGCAGUUAAAAAUGUAUUUAUCCCCUUGAGGGCCAGACACAGUCACUCAAGCCUAUAAUCCCAGCACUUUGGGAGGCCAAGGAGGCGGAUCACGAGGUCAGGAGUUCAAAACCAGCUUGACCAAUAUUGUGAAACCCCAUCUCUACUAAAACUACAAAAAAAAAAUUAAUCAGGUGUGGUGAUGGGCACCUGUAAUCCCAGCUACUCGGGAGGCUGAGGCAGGAGAAUCAGUUGAACCCGGGAAGCCAGAGCUUGCAGUGAGCCGAGAUCAAUCACACCACUGCACUCCAGCCUGGGUGACAGUGCAAGACUCCGUCUCAAAAAAAAAAAUUUAUUUACUCCCUUGCUUCAAAAAGGACAUAAGUUGACUUGCAAAUCACAUUUUGUAGAAAUGAAGUUUUCAAGAUUGGUCUCGUACUCAUUACAUAAUAUUUAUUGACUACUUACAUAUUGAGUGCUGAAUUCUAUGGAAUAAUACAAACAAUAAAGACCCAGCCUUGUUUAUGCUCUUCAGGGAGCAUAAAUAGAGUCUAGCUGGCAAAACAAAAUGUGCAUAUCCCAAACCUGUAAAUCAUGAUCUAAGACAAUAUACAAACAAAUACUCAAAUAGGGAACUUACAGCAGACUUUGAUUAUGAAUCACAGAACCUAGAAGAAAUGAAUACUCUCUUGAAAGAACCAUCAUUGGAAUAAUUCAGUUCCAACUGUUUUUUCUUUCUGAGUUCACUUAAAAUCCAGUUUUCUAGAAGAAUAUCAUUGGUCUAGCUUUAGUCAUUGGUUCAUCUCUUAACAGGCUGGGACAGGGCAGCUUAACUGAUGAUGCCACCAGAAUGGGCAACGUGGCAAAAACCCUGUCUCUACCAAAAAUACAAAAAUUAGCCAGGGAUAGUGGCACGCACCUGUGGUCCCAGCUACUCAGGAGGCUGAGGUGGGAGGAUCUUUUGAGCCUGGGAGGCAGAGGUUUCAGUGAGCUGAGAUUGCACCACUGCACUCCAACCUGGAAUGGAAGGAAAUUUCACUUCUGGAAUGGAAGAAAGUUAUUCAAAGGAAAAUAAAGACACUGCUAUCAAAAAAAAAAAAAAACAGGGGAGGGAUGCUGUCCAGUCACACCCAACACAUCAUAUAGCAGUGGUAGCAGUAGUAAUAGUAGUUCAGAGAGAGAGAGAGAGAGAGAUCAGCUCUGAAAAAGAAUGGAAAAGAAUCAGGUUUCUUGGGGGAAGUAGGUCUCAGGCUAGUUCUUGAAUCUACGUUCUCAGCAGAUGGUGAGAAGACAAGUGUGGUGUGGGAUAUUAAUGAUGAGGAAUAGGUAGAAAAGACGGGGAGGGGGUCAUCUUGUAGAUAACCUAGAAUAGCAGGUAUAUUGACUUCUAGUCUCUGAACUGGAGCCAUCUGAGAUCAGUUUGUUUUUGCUUUAUCCUAGACAUGGUGUCUUAUAAAUAUAUUGAGAGAGGUUGAGGAGUUGUCUAUAGAAUGGAAUGGAGUGAGGUCAGAGAUCAAUGGCAAGAAAGAGCACGUAAAGGUUUUUACACAAACUUGCCUUGAUGGCAAGUCCUCAAAAGUACAAUUAUCAAGCUUUCUGUUGAAACAUGUAUAAGUCAGUAAAUAUAAAUGUUAAAAUUUGCCCAAGACUCUUAACUCAGUUGUAUUUCAUAAUUAAAGUAUACAUUAACAAACCAAACUAGUCAUGAAAGUAUUACAUACAAUAAGGGUAGUUUAGAUAAGUUAAUGUUGCUAUGGGAACCCCAGCAGAUCUCCUUGUAUCUCCAUUUAAAAAUCAUGGCCCAAGGUGGUUUUAAAAACAACAGAAGGUAAAAUUAUUCUCACAUUCUCACACAUGUAAAUUGUACUGUCUCUCUCAGUUCUAAAUAGCGGAUUCAAGCCAGCCUCUUGACUGGCACAGUAAAAUUCAGCUUCGUGUCUUUCUAUAAUGUAUUACAGCAUGUGAGUUAACCUUUAGAAGCUUCAAAAAUACAUCAACCAAAUUUGGACUGUGAGACACAAACUGGUCUCUUUUGGGCUCUGUCCAGCAUAGCCUUCCUAUUCCACAUGGCUGCGCAGCAGGGCCAUUUCCACCAGUGUCUUCUGCUUGCCUGGUCAGUCUUUCUCUCUCUUAACCUACCUGCAGCUUCCUUCUCAGGGUUUGCUGCUAGACGGAAACGUAGAUUUUGGCACAGAAAGAAAAGGGAAAGACCUAUUUGGAAUUUUGUCUAUAGAUGUUAAGAAAUCAUGAAGUGUUGCAAAUGUAACUGCUUGGGUAUUAGUUUAAAAUAUUUGAUAACUGCAUGAAAUUCUAAUUUACCCCUCACAUCCAUAAAGCUAGGACCAGUUAGUUAGGCAGAGUUUGAUACUUAAAAAUUCAUCUUCUGAGAGAGCUGAAUUUCAAACGGACCAUUUUCUUUCCAGCAGUAAAAGGUAUAUUAUUUCAUCUUCUUACAAUACAGAAACAAUGGAAUAUAUUGUUUAAAUGCACCUUCAUUUUUUUUCUCCAUUUCUAAAAAUUCGCUUUUGAGCAUCGUCCAAAUGUAAAAAUUCUCACACAUGAGGAACUGUUUCCAAAGGUUGUGAGAAAGUUAAGAUAACAGUUUCUAUUAUUAAAAGUUUUACAUUCGGUAUGACACAUUUGCCUGUAUUGAAACACCCAUUUAACAUUGACUUCUGAGAACUUAUUUGCUUUGCCUCUCUCGGUUCCAUAUGCUUUGUCUCCAAAUUGUGAACAUGUCCCGGGUGUGAUCCUAUGUCGUUGCUGUACUCUAGUUGGUACGUGAAAAUUCACCCAUAUGCAGAUAGCUGCCCUCUUGGAGGCAAAACUUAAAGCUAUCAGAACCAUCUGGAUUGUUAAACCCCAAAACUUCCAACUCAUCAAAGUCCUGAAGCCUGAAUAGAUCAUACAUUGUUACUUCUAAUUGGUUUUGAUGUUUGUUAUGCUCCUCACAAGUGCAGAUAACUUCACAUUUGCAUCGCUAAUAGACCUCUUUCAAAGCCUCUGCUCCUCCUGCUUCCUGCCUCUAUUAGUCAUCGGGAGACUUAGUGUUGGCGUGGGUAUUUUCCCCGCUUGUGAAAGUGCACUGUCAAUUCUAGAGCAUUGAAUAUAUGUGAGGUAUUGUUAUUAAUCUACAAGGCAGUACACACAGUAUUCCAGCAACAGAGACUUUUUCAAAGGUUUUAUGAGACAUUGUAAGAAAGACAGUGUCUUUCCAUGGAAAAAAAAAGUGUUGCCUCAGAGUCAAACAGGAAGCAUGGGUCCUAGUUCCUAUUGAACUGCUUAGCUGAUCUUAAUUUAGCUCUGGAUGCUAGAUUUUGUGUAUACUAUCCACAUUAUUUAAUCCUCAAACUCCUAUGAAUUCAUUUUGAUGAUAACCAUUUACAGAAGAGAUGUUGGGUAACUUGCUCAGGAUAUCACAUCUAAUAAAUAGCAGAGUCACAACUCGGACCCAGAACUCUCUGAUUCCAAAACCUCUACUCGCUGCACUUGUAAUGGAUGGGCCCAAAUGCUGCUGGGAAAGGCACCAGGGAAGAAAGAUCUUCUGAGUCAAGCAGAAAACAAUAGCAGUGGAGAGGAGUUUGUUUCGGAUGACCUUCAAGGUUAUGGCUCAUUCUAGAUCCAAUCAUUCUAGGAAAUAAGUAGGUUACACUUGUCCACAAUUACAAAUUGGAAAGAAAGAGAAGGAAAGGAACUGAGAGGAAUGACAAAGCAAAAAGCUUUCAAUCAGUUCUUUUCAGCAUUCUGCUUCUGCCUAGUUCUGCACUCGCCCCACCCCCUCAGACUUCAGCCUUCCACUUGGCAUCCCUCCUCGCAGAGCACUCUCACUUGCAUACUCCUCACUUAAAGAAAAAAAGCAUUCUGUACUGCAAGGGGGAAAAAAACCCUUAAAAUGUCUUUAUAAGGAUUCAGCUCUAGGGUAAUAUAAAAUAUGUGAAAUCAGGAGGUGUCCAUAAUAAAAUAUGAGUGAAAACAUCAUUAUUUAAAACAUUGUAUGUACAUUAAUGCCACAUUAAUACCAAUUCAAGCAUGAAAUGUUGAGCAUUUCUUGGAAUACAGUUUCUUGGAAUAUGGUUGGGGAUUUGAGAGGCACAAAGGUACCCACAAGAUGGCUUUGGUGUAGUUGUAAAUAUAAAUAGAAGUAAAAUAACAGUUGCAUCUUUUAUAAUGAAUCUAUAUUGUGGCCUCAAAGCUACAGAGAAAAGUGGAUGCCAAAAUCUGUCUUUCAUUAACAUAUGUCUUAAAUGACAGGGAAGAGGUGUUGAAGAUAAAAUUACUUUUUCCUAAGAGUAUGAAUCAGCAACAUGCAGUAACAAGCAAGUAAUAAUAGUUCUGCGUGUGAGUGCCUACAGAGGGUAAGAAAAAUAGCAUCAGAUUGAAAAAGCAAGUGCACCUGCAGGAGGGACCCAGGAGGCUGCAGAGCACAGCUCCCUUGAGCACCAUCUCAAAGUAUCUCAGAGCACAGUGACCCUAAUUCUGGCAAGUCAGGCUGGCAUGAGAUGGAUGGAGCACACUGAAACCUCCAGAUGGUCAGACAGCCCACCCUCAGCUGCCCCUGGAGCUCAGCGGAGGCAAGCUACAAGGCAUUGCUACUUGGCCAAGAGUUUAAAACAACAGCUCCUGACUCUACAGUGUCUGUGGUUUCACAACCACUUAACCUUAAGUAAGGAACAGCUAGAGGCAGCUGAAUGAAUAAAUACAUGUUAACGUUACAUAAAGAGGAAAAAAAGCAGUACUUGAGCACAUGGACUUAAAAUAGUGUCCAGGUAGCUGUGUCCUUGGCAUCCCAGUGAUCUGGGUCUUUAUCUUUGAUUUUCUCCAGCAGGUAGACACCAAGUAGAUCCAGGCCCCAGGGCGGGAAAUGCUUCUCUAUCAGAUGUUACCUAUCAAAUAAAAUGAGCCUUUGAUUGCCUCCUAAAAAAAA
Rhinopithecus roxellana (golden snub-nosed monkey) is the source of this 8433-nucleotide messenger RNA. It is a transcript of the gene METTL8, whose product is annotated as methyltransferase like 8. Bases 427 to 1650 code for a protein of 407 amino acids. The transcript has 11 exons. Lineage: Eukaryota; Metazoa; Chordata; Mammalia; Primates; Cercopithecidae. Gene Ontology annotation, molecular function: tRNA (cytidine-N3)-methyltransferase activity. The record is from RefSeq and is a predicted model, not a curated record.